CCCAAGUACCACCAAGUACCAACCAUCCACCCUCCUCGCCCAUCACUAGCGCACAUGCCGAACCCCAGUAAACGUCUCAGAGCUCCUACCUACGUCGAGUAAUGCUCGUACCUACGCCGAGGACUACCAAUACACAUUUUAUACAGCCUUACAUACUACUACUGCAAUUACCCGGCCAUCUCAGCUCUCGAAUAGAACUGUCGCGCGACCACUUUUACACCCCGAACUAAACGAAACGAAAUGGCGUCCCGCGCUUUCACACCCGCUGCGCUUCGCCGCGUCGCAAACACAGCAGUCGCGCCGAGGUGCGCGCGCGCGUUUCAGACGACGGCGAGGAGGGCGGAGGAGGGGAGUGUGUUGCCUGUGAGGAAGCCUGUUGGUGCUUUCCGUGGGGGGUUAUUCGGAUUCUUCCUCGGCAGCACCUUGACCGGCGCGGGGGUGUAUUAUUACGUCCUUGAGGAGUAUCGGGUUGCGAAUGAGUUGUUGACGGAGGAUAUUUAUUCCCUACAAGCCGCAGUCCAGCGUGUGCACGCCUACGUCGAGACGUUGGAGGAGAAGCUGGAUAAUGCUGAGAGGAGGAAGUAAACCAGUGGGCAAUUUAUACAGGGGAGGACUAUGAUACGGUCGGGGUCUGGCAGGGCUGGACUGGAUAUGAGGGAAGAAAAGUAGUGAUGAAGGAAGGGAAAUAGCGGAUGUUUUCAGCGGCUUGAUGGAACUGUAGCGAAAUGAGGGUUUGAGCGCGAGAUGUAUAUGAUCUCUAUGGAUACCUUGACG
Molecule: messenger RNA, 774 nt
Organism: Pseudogymnoascus verrucosus
Lineage: Eukaryota; Fungi; Ascomycota; Leotiomycetes; Thelebolales; Thelebolaceae
Exons: 3
Coding region: 241-585 (114 amino acids)
Source: RefSeq, a predicted model, not a curated record